AUGUGGGGGCCUAGUAGCGGCGGUCGUGGAAUGUGGAGAGCACCAUACGGUGGCGGCGGCGGGAUGGGAGGACCAUAUGGAGGCGGUGGCGGUGGCGGGGGCAGCGGCGGCAGUGGUGGCUUAGUUAGUAUGUGGGGACCAUAUGGAGGUGGCGGCGGAAUGUGGGGACCAUAUGGUGGCGGUGGCGGUGGCGGCGGCGGCAGCGGUGGUGGUGGUGGUGGCGGCGGCCCAGGUAAUCCGUGGGGACCAUCUGGUGGUGGUGGCGGCAGUAGCGGCGGUACGUGGAGACCACCGUACGGAGGACAAGGUGGAUCAUGGGGAAGAGGAUUGUUACCUGUGAAAAAUGCGUAA
Gongylonema pulchrum is the source of this 351-nucleotide messenger RNA. Lineage: Eukaryota; Metazoa; Nematoda; Chromadorea; Rhabditida; Gongylonematidae. The record is from the annotation of a GenBank genome assembly.